AGUUAGUGGUAGUCAUGAUACUUUUGGUGAAAACAUUAACUCUAUAGGUAUUCCCGAUCGUUUGACCAACCGUCACAUUAUAAGAUCAGCUAAUCAUAAUGUUGAAAACAGUUAUAUUUGCUACGAUUCCAUUGGUAGUGAUAGUGCUUUUAUAGAUAACGGUGGUGGUAGUUAUGGAUACUUUAAUGAUAGUGUUGCAUCUUUGGAUAAUUGUAAUAAUACUUCUGAUCGUCUAAUAAAUCAUCAAAUUGCAAGAUCACCUGAACCUAAUGAUAAUAGUUUGAGUCAAAGAACCAUCGGCGGUAGUAGUAGCAGUGGUGGCAAUAUUGAUUAUAAUGGUUAUGAUGAUGAAUAA
Molecule: messenger RNA, 355 nt
Organism: Funneliformis caledonium
Lineage: Eukaryota; Fungi; Glomeromycota; Glomeromycetes; Glomerales; Glomeraceae
Source: the annotation of a GenBank genome assembly